AUGGCGGAGAACAAGAAGUUCGGCCAGCCCAGCGUCUCACCGGCGCUCAAGGGCUUUGCCGGUUCCAUUGGCGGCGUAGCUGAGGCUUGCUGCUUACAGCCGAUGGACGUAAUUAAGACGCGCUUGCAGCUGGACAAGGUUGGCAAGUACAAGGGCAUCAUCGACUGCGGUCGGCAGAUAUACACAGAAGAGGGUAUCGGAGCGCUCUGGAAGGGCCUAACACCUUUCGCAACUCACCUCACACUAAAAUAUGCGUUGCGGAUGGGCUCCAACAGCGUCUACCAGGGCCUGCUGCGGGAUGAGAACGGCAAGCUGACCGACGGCCGCCGCAUGCUAGCCGGAUUUAUGGCGGGAAUCACGGAGGCUCUCGUCAUCGUGACGCCCUUCGAGGUCGUCAAGAUCCGACUUCAACAACAGAAGGGCCUGGCCAAGGAGCACUUCAAGUACAAGGGCCCCAUCCACUGCGCCACGACCGUACUCCGAGAGGAGGGCAUUCGGGGCAUGUGGUCCGGUGCCACACCCACCAUCCUGCGCAACGGCACCAACCAGAUGUGCCUCUUCUGGGCCAAGAACAACGCCGAUGCGUUGCUGUGGGGCAAGCACGAGGGCGACGGCAAGAUCCUCACGCCCGUACAGUCUAUGACGUCAGGCUUCCUUGCUGCGCUGCUUGGGCCGGUGGCCACAGGACCGUUCGACGUGGCCAAGACGCGGCUGAUGGCGCAGACGAAGACUUCCGAGGGCGUGCGUUAUAAGGGCUUUUUCGACGCGUUGGUACGCAUUCCCGCGGAGGAGGGCGUGAUGGCGAUGUGGAAGGGGUUAUUGCCGCGGCUGUUGCGUAUUCCGCCCGGCCAAGCGAUCGUGUGGGCGGUCAGCGACCAGAUCACGGGCUACUUUGAGCGUCAGGCGCUGCUGCAGUCGGGUCGCUUGACAGCGUGA
Volvox carteri f. nagariensis is the source of this 936-nucleotide messenger RNA. RefSeq names its product mitochondrial substrate carrier (gene mitc18). The transcript has a single exon. Gene Ontology annotation, biological process: succinate transport; fumarate transport. Bases 1 to 936 code for a protein of 311 amino acids. The record is from RefSeq and is a predicted model, not a curated record. NCBI's taxonomy places the organism in Eukaryota, Viridiplantae, Chlorophyta, Chlorophyceae, Chlamydomonadales, Volvocaceae.